AUGACGCGAUCGAUGAGAGGAUGCGUGCGUCUGAUCGCCGCAGCCAUCUACCUCGCGAUCCACUGCGAUGUGUAUGCCUAUAGGGACGUAAAAGGCGGUGGAAUUGGCGCCAAUGGAGCUGUUUCAGUUCCCGUGGGAGCUGCCGAUUACGCGAAACUCAAGUUUCUCGACGCAAUCAGCGGCACUAAAUCCGAAGAGGAAACUAAAAGCGCGGAAUGGAUCGAAACACCAGAAGGAAUGAUCGCAGCACCAAAAGGAGGAGACCAAGAGAACAAUCAAACUGAGGUUGCACCGGAAGGGGACAAUGUGCAGGCUGAUUCACUUGAGGCAGACUUGUCUGCACAGCCUCUUAGAGAUCAUGCGGCAGUCGGCAGUGGUGAAAACAUCGCAGUGCUCGAACGCAGUGUCGGCAUAAAGGGGUUCAUGGAGCCCUUUAUAAACAGCCUCAGCACCGACCUUCGCUACAUGUUACUCAAGCAAACAGGCACCAACUUCCUUCAUGUCUACCGGAAAUACGCUCUAAAGCUCGAAACCCUAGAGGCGCCAGUUUACCGGAAGAUGGUGAAACUGGUGGAGGAGAAAGCGGAUGCAAUCGGCUUUGUUGAUUUCAGCGAAAAAAGAAGGAACAACCUCAUGCCAGAGGUCAAUCAGGAGGCCAUGAAGGUGGCAGGAAUAACUUCGCUCCUUCAAAUUGGUACCGAGGUAGCCUUUCCCAAGUUGAAAAAGGCUGCGAAGUCAAAGAAAGAAAACAAUGUCACAAAGGUGGCAGAGGUCAAGGAACAACCGAAGACCGUCAAGGAGGAACCAAAGACGGUCAACGAACCUCAACCAUUACCGGUGUUCGAGCCGUGGAGAAAAAACACAGAGGUGCUUGAAGCGAUGCUUAUCAAAGUGCUGUUUUUAUUGGGAGGAGACAAGCAUACACUUGAUGUCUCCGAUAGGCUGCGCAACAUGGCGAGGGCACUAGGGUUCAGGAAAAAGGAAGAAUCUGAAAAGAAGGCUGAGAAGAGCUCAACAGCCAUGAACCUUGGGAUGGAGCUUUUCGCCGCCUGUGGGAACAAUCCUUUCCUGCUCGGUCAUCUGGCGACGAACAUGUUAGCGUAUACCCAGUACAAGCUCUUCUUUGAUGGUGAUCAGGGCAGGCCAUUCUACACGUGGUUGGAUCUUGUUAAGUCCGGGAACCUCGACAUGCUCGACAGAAUGUGUGGUACUAUACGGGGGCCCAAAUACAAGAGGGAUUCCAAUGGAGCAGUCACGGUCAACAAAAAUAGGAAACGCAAAGACGAUCCGCAGCUCAACGCGGAUGGUGUCUUUCUAUGCAACCUGCUGGAAGUGCUCCUAGUUUCGAUUGAUGCCUCUAUAGACGCCAUGGGGCAGUUGCUCAGCCAAUACGGUGUGCCGUAUGAGCACAGUGUCGGUGCUAUCGCGAACGGCAGACGUAUGCAGGCAUUCGUGUGCUCUGAUCCCAGGGAAUCGGCAAUUGUUGUCAGGUGUGACUUUAUGUCUAGCACGCUCAACUCAAGUAAAAUAUUCGAGGGCAAAUCCAAAUACGAGGGAGAAGAACUCUGGCAACGACUCCAAGAUGCGUUCGAUCUCUUUAAGCUCUUGAGUGACGUUAGCCUGGAUGGGGAAAUACCAACCACCUGGUUAAGGAUGAUUUCAGACCCUCGCAAGUAUGCAACCGUGUUCGAAUACGCAGUCAAAUUCGACAAUAGGAUGUUUGCAGGUAAAAAGAAAUCGUGGAUGUCGGAGUAUAAAAAGGUCGAAGAUAAAUUUAUUUCAUCGAACUAUAGCGGGAAUAUCGACCUUAACACAGCCAUGUCGUUGCUGAAAAGCGGAGGACAGAAGGCAAAAACAGGAACGGAUGAUUCACUCAAAAGGGCAUUACUCUAUAUGUCAGCUUCUGGAAUCAAAACGUGGGUGUCGGGCAAUCUUGAAGGUCUCCAGAAAAAUUUUGGUUUCUCGCCUUCCGUACUGUUGGCAGGGAACUUAGCGCCGUACUUCAGACAGGUUGCGCAAACCACCAGCGGUGGAUUGAGCCACAUCUUCUUGUACCACAUGCUUACCUCUCCGACUCCUGCCUAUCAUUUCCAAUCUGACCUCAGCAGUUUCAGAGGGGGCAACCUAUUGUACAACAUUGUAGAGUCGUCGAACAUGUUCAUACCCGCUAGUCUCAAGAGAGGAAUCAAAUGGUUGCUCAAAGGAGGACUGGCGAAGGAAUUCAGGCGCGAAAAGGCCAAACACACGUUGUUGCAACUGUUGCCGGUUGAAUUGCUGAGGAAGGCUGUAGGUGCCAUUACUUUCGUAACUCACUCGCUCGCCGAUAUGCAAAUUAAUCAGAACGCACCUAUUUGGGGACGCGGUAUGAUGUCGGCAAAGCAGAGAGAACACAAACAUUUCGUUAACGGGGGUUAUGUUAAUCAUGUCGACACAAUCAUCAAGGAAUGGUCAGACGAGGGCUACACGGAUGCUAUAGCUAAAAAGGUCCAGCAUGGAGAUGACCUCAACAAAGAAGAUCUGAAAAAUGCCGAUAUGCAUCACAUAGCGCAUUCAGAAUCUCUGAAGUGGGACAAAUACCUGAACGCACGCAUACUAGAAGGUUACAAUGCAUUCCUUGACAUGCCCUCCAUGAAGGUGCUUGAGGGAAAGCACUCACUGGUAUACGAAAUUGUGAAGGAUACCAGGGACAACCUCGAGCAAAACCUAGGCGAUACAGUGUUCUUUGGACGCGUGGUGCCACCGCCAGUUUACAACAACAAGUGGAAAAGGUUUUUGCAGAGGGCUAGCAAAGUGAAGAAGAUUGUGUUCCACAGGUCUCUGCAAAACGUCGAGCAUGCUGUUUGGUUUGGCAUCAAACUCAAUUAUAAGCACGUCGUGGAGGUGGUCGAGGAACUCAACAAAAUAUCAAACCUCAUAUCGUCCACAGAAUCGUACAACCUCCAGGAAGCGUUCGGCCAUAUCAUUGACGACGCUGUCGCCGUUGUUGCGAACGAAGAGUUCAGGCGGCCCAGUGGAACUCAGGAGAACUUUGGAAUACCCAGCGUCAACCCGUUGUACACGAGAAUGACUCCGGACGAAAGAAAGGUUGAAUUCCAGCAAGGUAUGUGCGGCCAGCACUGUGGAGCCAUCUGGAGGGCUCUAUUGGCGUUCACCAUGAACACCAUGCGGAGCCCAGCGUCGAUUAAGACGUUUGAAAAGUCGCUCAGUCAGAACAACACUCUCCAAGACAUGGAAAAACCGGAAUUUGUUAACUCAAUGAGGUUUAUUCUCAAGGGUGAUGCGAUGCUUCACAUGUACGACAGUAUGCUGCCGAAGAAAAUGAAGAACGAACUCAGGGCCAUAAAAUAUGGAAAGGCCUUCUACUUCGCAAACAUUAUGAAAGUGGCCUCUAAUGUGCUGGGCAUCCUGGGUUACAGGUACACGUCCAACAUGCUACGAAUACAGGCGCCCUACUUCGGCAACUUCGUUGUUCAGUGGGAUAGGGAGAGGGAAAAGUCGAGGUCGAAAGCCAUAUUUGCUUACCUGUCCAUAGGAACAAUGGCCGCGUACUCUGUCAUGCAGUGUGCGGAGAUCACGCAGCACGCAGCGGACGUUGGUCAGGGGCCAGUGGAGUCGUGCUUCAUGCUCAUCAAGCCUCCAAGGAUGCACUGUUUGCUCCAACCAGCCGAAACAAUUGUGAAGACGGCACUGUCCAUUGGGGUGCAGGAUGCCCUCUCCGUCACUGUCAUGGCGGUUAUAGGACCCUACUUCUUCUUGCCCAUGGCGGCGUACGCCUCGUGGCAGAUUCUCAAGCACCACUUCAAGGUCAUACACCGCUUAGAUAUCGCUCUGUCAAACACUUUCAAACGGAUGUGGAGCAAGAUCUCCGCCUCGUCUAUCGGUAAAAAACUCACUGCGUGGUUCAAGAAGCGCCGUGAGCAUCGCAAGGACAUCGAAUCCAAGGGAUUGUUAGCCAUGAAAAACCAGCAGCCCACCAACGAAGAAUCGGGCGCUGUUGCGGUGGCGGACGAGAUGCUUAAGUCGGACGACUACUUCUCGUACACUAGCUUCGGCUGA
Molecule: messenger RNA, 4056 nt
Organism: Babesia bigemina
Lineage: Eukaryota; Apicomplexa; Aconoidasida; Piroplasmida; Babesiidae
Product: membrane protein, putative
Exons: 1
Coding region: 1-4056 (1351 amino acids)
Biological process (GO): adhesion of symbiont to microvasculature
Source: RefSeq, a predicted model, not a curated record